UGGCCGCGUCCGGCCCCGCCAUGGACCACCAGGAGCCCUACUCCGUGCAGGCCACUGCGGCCAUCGCGGCGGUCAUCACCUUCCUCAUCCUCUUCACCAUCUUUGGCAACGCGCUGGUCAUCUUGGCUGUGCUGACAAGCCGCUCGCUGCGAGCCCCGCAGAACCUGUUCCUAGUGUCGCUGGCCGCCGCUGACAUCCUGGUGGCCACGCUCAUCAUCCCUUUCUCGCUGGCCAACGAGCUGCUGGGCUACUGGUACUUCUGGCGCACCUGGUGCGAGGUGUACCUGGCGCUUGACGUGCUCUUCUGCACCUCCUCCAUUGUACACCUGUGUGCCAUUAGCCUGGACCGCUACUGGGCCGUGAGCCGCGCGCUGGAGUACAACUCCAAGCGCACCCCGCGCCGCAUCAAAUGCAUCAUCCUCACCGUGUGGCUCAUCGCAGCCGUCAUCUCGCUGCCGCCCCUCAUCUACAAGGGCGACCCGGGUCCCCAGCCCCGAGGGCGCCCUCAGUGCAAGCUCAACCAAGAGGCCUGGUACAUCCUGGCCUCCAGCAUUGGAUCUUUCUUUGCACCCUGCCUUAUCAUGAUCCUUGUCUACCUGCGGAUCUAUCUGAUCGCCAAGCGCAGCCACUGCAGAGGUCCCAGGGCCAAGGGGCGCCCUGGGGAGGGUGGGUCUAAGCAGCCCCGCCCUGUCCCUGGGGAAGUUUCAGCCUCAGCCAGAUUACCAACUCUGGUCUCUCAACUGGCUACUGCUGGAGAGGCCAAUGGAUGCUCCCAGUCCACUGGGGAGAAGGACGAGGGGGAGACCCCUGAAGACCCUGGGACCCCCGCCUUGCCACCCAGCUGGCCUGCCCGCUCCAGCUCAGGCCAGGGUCAGAAGGAAGGUGGGACAUCUCUGGAGGAGGAGGGGGCUGAAGAGGAGGAGGAGGGGUGUGAGCCGAAGGCCUUGUCAGCGUCUCCCGCCUCAGCUUGCAGCCCACCCCUGCAGCAACCACAGGGUUCCCGGCUGCUGGCGACCCUACGCGGCCAGGUGGUCCUGGGCAGGGGCAAGGGCACCGCAGGGGGGCAGUGGUGGCGGCGGCGGACGCAGCUGACCCGGGAGAAGCGGUUCACGUUCGUGCUGGCCGUGGUCAUUGGCGUCUUCGUGCUCUGCUGGUUCCCCUUCUUCUUCAGCUACAGCCUGGGUGCCAUCUGUCCUCAGCACUGCAAGGUGCCCCAUGGCCUCUUCCAGUUCUUCUUCUGGAUCGGCUACUGCAACAGCUCGCUGAACCCUGUCAUCUACACCAUCUUCAACCAGGACUUUCGUCGUGCCUUCCGAAGGAUCCUUUGCCGCCAGUGGACCCAGACAGCCUGGUGA
This is a messenger RNA of Kogia breviceps (pygmy sperm whale), 1355 nucleotides long. RefSeq names its product adrenoceptor alpha 2B (gene ADRA2B). Gene Ontology annotation, biological process: regulation of vasoconstriction; regulation of smooth muscle contraction; adenylate cyclase-activating adrenergic receptor signaling pathway. Gene Ontology annotation, cellular component: plasma membrane. Lineage: Eukaryota; Metazoa; Chordata; Mammalia; Artiodactyla; Physeteridae. Gene Ontology annotation, molecular function: alpha2-adrenergic receptor activity; epinephrine binding. The record is from RefSeq and is a predicted model, not a curated record.